Racocetra fulgida is the source of this 908-nucleotide messenger RNA. The record is from the annotation of a GenBank genome assembly. NCBI's taxonomy places the organism in Eukaryota, Fungi, Glomeromycota, Glomeromycetes, Diversisporales, Gigasporaceae.
AACUGUUAAGACAAUUCAACAAUCUAAUAUCGGGACGUCUUCUACUACAUCGAUGAGUCAAGUUUUCGCUGAAAGGAUUAAAACUGAAGGUGUUCGUGGUUUUUUUAAAGGUGUAGGGGUUUAUGGUUUAGGCAGUAUCUGUGGACGUUUGGUUCAUUUUUCCACUUAUGAUGCAUUAAGAGACAUAGUACACAAAGGAAAAGGUGGUUCUAUUGGGUUAGGUUGGCUAGAAAAUCGCAAUCAUUCAACUAUUAAUGCUUUGUUGGGAACUUUGAGCGCUGUGAUAACUUCAAGUUUUAUGAUCCCUUUUGAUGUAGUUUCUCAACAACUUCAAGUUUCAAGAUCCGCCAUUUUUUCACCUAAUAAUAUUACUCAAAUUAAUAACACUUCUCCUUCUCUUAAAAAAAGAGCGAUCUCUACUGCAACAACUUCUAAUAUUGUUACAUCUCAUAAUUCACCUUUAACUCAUAAUCUCAAUGGCUCAUAUUUACACUCGGUCUCAUUAAAAAACAAUUUUAUCACCCGCCUAAAACCUAAAGAUGUCCCCUUACACCGUUUUCUUUACCGUGGUUGGGCUGCUGGUCUACUCAACACUGUCUCUUUUUUUCCUACAUAUUUUUUCACUUAUACUUAUACCUUAGAAACAUUACAACAAAAUCGACACCGCCUUCCUUUUUUACCCUCUUCUCAUUUUUUUCUUUCUGUGUCAGCUGGUGUCUUGGCUGGGGCUACUGCAACUUUCACUUCUGCACCUUUCGAUGUUGUAAAAACAAAAAUACAGAUCGCGCGUGAGGCUGGACAAAAAGAGCUAAAAUGGUGGAACAUGGCCGCGAGUAUUGUAAAGACUGAAGGUAUGAGAGGUUUAUUUGUUGGAAUGUCUGCUAGGAUGUGGAUUAUUGUUCCAUUGG